AGCGAUCCGGGCGGCGGCGGCGGCCGCGGGAGGAGGCGGGGGCGGCCCGGAGCAGCGCGGGCACCGCCGUCCUGCAGCGCCCGGCAUCCCGCUCCUCCCGGCGCCCGAAACAGCCGCGCAGCAUCGCCGUCCGGCGCGCUGCUUCUCGCAAGCAGACAAUAUUAUUGUUGAAGAUUAGUCAGAUGCCUUCUGUCCAUUCCCUGCCUCACAUGCUAUGUCAUGCAAGCUUUGGAACACUUAGAACAUAAUUUAAAUGAAUGACUAAUUUGGCAAGCAUAAUGGAAGGCACACAUACCAUCCUUCAAUUGCACAAACCCAUUAUGGAGCUUUGUUACAUCAGCUUCUAUGAUCCAGAGGGGAAAGUCACAGGAUUUACUUACAAGAGCUCUGGAACUCUGGAUGGAACCAGUAAGAGUUUCUGUGGCUGCUGUCAAGUAAGGGAGCGGUUGGACAUGGAUCUGAGAGAAUGGCCAUGUAAAGACUGUGGAGUUAUUGUUUACAAGCAAACUACCACAAAAUACCUUCUCAAUGAAAUGUACAAACUAGCUGCUGAAAAGGAAAAACUGUUAUCCAGUGUUUUGAGAUCUCAUCCUAUUUUGGACCAUCAGGAGGAAAAGCAACAGGAUGUUUCCGGAGUCCCGAAACCUAAAGGUGAUAAUUACUCCACUCUUACACAUCAGCAGGAGUUAUUGCUGGAUUCUGCAAAGAGGGACAAUUUGAAUCACAAAAAAAUGAGGAAAUACAGAAGGAAAGAAAGCUUUGAGGAGAUCAGACAUCGGAAAGAGGGAAAAAAGAUACAAGAACAUCUCUGUUUACUGAGUACACAAGACACACAACAGAAAAGUAAGAAGAUAGUCUCCACAAAACUUUCUGUCAGGAGUUAUCCCAGCUCCUUUUCUCCCUCCAGCUGGCUAACAGUAAAAGGUAAGGAUAAUUUACCGGUAGACAAUAGAAUACAACCAGAAAGGUGGACAGAAGAGGGGUAUUUUCUUAAGAGCAACAAAGCUGUGAAAUUGGAUGUUGACUUACCAAGUUCUAGCUCAAAAGACAUCAAUGAUGUUGUGGCAGUUGAACCAGUGGAUAAUGGAGAAUGCAUUCCUGAAGUUAGCAAGGUGCAAGAGAGGACUACUUUGGUGAAUUCAUCUCAGUACAGCCUGUCUAACAAACUCGAGACAUUAAGUAAAUCUGCAGCUGCUAAAAUCUUGAAAAGUAGCAAGUAUGCUGAGCCAGUAUGCAAGGAGAAACCAGGAAUCACAGUUCUUGCUGAAGUCCAGGAUUUAGAUGCUUGCAUUGAAAGAGUUACCAACCCCCCUGCAGAGUCUUUGCCUGAUUCUCACAGAGAUAAUGAAGCCAUUUCUCCUGUUCUCACAGCAGCACAUAAUGAGUUUAUAUCAAGAACUGAUGUAUACUCUGUAGAUGAAGCUGCUGGAGACUCUAAUAACAGUGUGCUGGAGGAGAAGGAGGAAGAUGGCUCUGGUUUGCAGUACAAAGCAGAGAGAGUGCCCAUUACUGAUGAGUCAUGCAACCUUGUGGGAGCUGUUAAUAAAGCUCUUCUGAAAGUUAUCCGGAGCGACAGUUUAGAUGAAGCUGCAGAAUGGAAGAGACUGCAACAAAUUACGAGGGUAGACAGAAGCCUGCCAGGCUCACUAUGUGAGAAAAGGACCACAGUAUCCCAGGGAAACAGCAAGCAUUUAUUUUUGAACCUGCCUGUAAAUGAAAGUCCUGAUAUUCCUCAGACAAGUAAUAACCUUAAACUGGAAGAGAAAAGGCUGCAUUCACCCCCAUUAGCAGCAGUGAGUAAUGUUUUUAGUAAUUCAUAUCCGCUAUCUAAUACUCACAAACAAAUGUCUCCCAUUCCUUCUCCGUUAUCUUCGAGACUGCCCAGCCCGCAGCUGCAUCACCGGAUCCUCCCGCUGCCAGCGCAGAGCGCCGAGGAUGAAUCCAUCUUCAGCGACUAUGGCCAUGGAAUACACGGCGCUCUGAACUUCUCUUUCAGUGAUUUGGAGCCACAGUUUUAUCGGAAGUUUUCUGAUCCUGGAGAGUUGGGAUUUGCCACCAGACAACGAGGCCUACAUCAGAAUGCAGCUGCAGGACAUUUUGAAAAGUGUGCUGUGCAAGAGAAAUUUACUACUCAGACACAGCAGAGUUUCUGUCCAGCAGAGUCUGCUUUAAAGGAUGAUUUCACUGAACAGCUGACUAGUUUGGAUGUGGCAAACAGAGAUGAAGACACGUGGGUUCUGGAUUGCAAACUGGGGCACUCAAACUCAUUUCCUCAUUCAAGUGAGAAAGAGAAGAUCAACAGAAGUGUGUUGCAUCUGAGCCUGGAACUGAAUCCUGACCUGAGUCCCUCAGAGCAAGAUGACAAGACUCCAGGGAGACUCCAGACUGUCUGGCCGCCACCAAAAGCAAAUCAUGAAGAAGUAAAAGUAGGAUUAAAGUACACAGAAGCAGAGUACCAAGCUGCCAUUCUGCAUUUAAAGAGGGAACACAAAGAAGAAAUUGAAACAUUAAAGUCUCAGUUUGAACUCAGGGUAUUCCAUAUUCGUGGAGAACAUGCUGUCUCAACUGCUCAGCUUGAAGAAACCAUUGCACAUCUGAAGAAUGAACUUGAUAAUAAAUUAAACAGAAGAAAUGAAAAAGCAAAGGAUAUUGGUGUUUCUACUGAAGAUGAUAACCCACCAAAGGCAUACCGAAAUGUAUGUAUACAGACUGACAGAGAAACUUUCAUAAAGCCUAGUGAAGAGGAAAACAGAGCUGUGAAAAAUAACCAAAUAGUACCCAAAAAGCUUAAUAUUUCUUCUUUGACACAUAGUAUAUCUGCCCAAAGUGAAAGUAAGGACAAUUACAAUGUACAGUCAUCAGAAAGUGUCUUGUCUUGUCAACCAAAACAAAUGCUGCCUCCACCACCACCACCACCACCUCCUCCCCUUCCUGAUUCUUCACUGUCUGCUGUAGUUCCUCCACCACCACCUUUGCCAAUGGGUCUGACUUCACUGGCAUCCCAGUUUGGAUCUGGUCCACCACUGCCACCUCCACUUUCUGAAGGCUGUAGGAAUUUCCAGGCACCGCCACCACCGCCACCACCACCGCUUCCAGGGCAGGGACCUCCUGUUCCUCCUCCACUGCCUGGAUCUGGGUUACCUCCACCCCCUCCACCUCCUGGGCCUGGGUUCUUUUUUAAUAGCACUUUAUCUUCAAACCAAGGUCCUCGAAAGCCUGCCAUUGAACCUGGCCGUCCCAUGAAGCCUUUGUACUGGACACGAAUACAAUUGCAAGAUAACAGGAAAACUGCUAUGCCAACAUUAUGGGAAUCACUGGAAGAGCCUGAUAUACUUGACACUACUGAGUUUGAAUAUUUAUUCUCCAAAGACACCACUCAGGAAAAAAGAAAACCAUUGUCAGAGACUUACGAAAAAAAAAACAAGGCCAAAAAGAUUAUCAAAUUACUGGAUGGAAAACGGUCUCAAACUGUAGGAAUUUUAAUAUCGAGUUUGCAUUUGGAGAUGAAGGAUAUUCAACAAGCUAUAUUGUGUGUUGAUGACUCCGUAGUAGAUCUGGAGACGCUGGAAGCCCUAUAUGAAAAUAGAGCACAAAAGGAUGAACUGGAGAAAAUCAAGCAAUAUUAUCAGACUUCAAAAGAGGAGGAACUGAAGCUUCUGGAUAAACCAGAACAAUUUCUAUAUGAGUUGUCUCAAAUCCCCAACUUCGCAGAACGAGCUCAGUGUAUUAUCUUCCAGUCAGUUUUCUCUGAGGGAAUAACAUCAGUGCACCGGAAAGUAGAUAUCGUCACUCGUGUUUCCAAGGCUUUGCUGAGCAUGAAAAGUGUAAAGGAAAUUUUGGGUUUGAUUCUGGCUUUUGGAAAUUAUAUGAAUGGAGGGAAUAGGACCCGAGGUCAAGCUGAUGGGUUUGGUUUGGAAAUACUCCCCAAACUAAAGGAUGUCAAAAGCAGAGAUAAUGGUAUUAAUCUUGUGGAUUAUGUCGUCAUAUAUUACCUACGCCAUUGUGAUAAGGAAGCAGGAACAGACAAGAGUAUUUUUCCUUUACCAGAACCACAGGAUUUUUUCCAGGCCUCCCAAGUUAAAUUUGAAGACCUAAUAAAAGACUUAAGGAAACUGAAGAGAGAUCUAGAAGCCUCUGAAAAGCAGAUGAAGUUAGUUUGCAGAGAGUCUUCUGAAGAACAUCUCCAGCCCUUCAAGGAGAAAUUAGAGGAAUUCUUCCAGAAAGCUAAAGAAGAACGGAAAAAAGAAGAGAACACUUUGGAAAAUGCUCAAAAAUGCUUUGAAGAAACAGUGGGAUACUUUGGGAUAAAGCCAAAGCCUGGCGAGAAGGAGAUCACACCAAACUACGUUUUCACGGUGUGGUACGAAUUCUGCAGUGAUUUCAAGACCAUUUGGAAACGAGAGAGCAAAAGCAUUUCCAAGGAACGAAUUAAAGUGGCUCAGCAAUCAGUGAGCAAGUUAACUGCAGAGAAGAAAGUUGAAACGAAGAAAAUCAACCCUACAGCUAGCCUGAAAGAAAGACUACGUCAGAAAGAAGCCAGUGUGACUGCCAACUGAAAGAUGUGUGAAAACUGGAGUGGUUUCAUACCUUGCCUGAUGCUUUACUACACCAGUGGCCCAGGAAGCACCUUAUGUUAGAUACCGAAUUCUGCUUUGCUGAUCUGUCCCAAGACAAUCCAUUAAAGACUUUUGAAUUCAGAGGGUUUUGUAUGUUCAGUGGAGGGAAUUCUAAGAAGGGUUCUACAUGAGAAGUCAAUUUUUUUUUUUCUGUUACUCUUCCUUACAUUGCUUAAAAUGCAUCUUGUUGUUAAUGGUUAAUUAAAAUAUUCUGUUCAUAAUCUAUUAAUAUGGAAGAGCUAAAAUGAGCAUUUUGGAUGGUGACUUAGGUUAUGACUAACAACCUGUAGGUUAUUUACAGGGCUUUAUGUAGAUGAGAGCAAAUAUGCCAUUCAGUUCACAAAGGUCUAUUGCAUCAUACUUUUUGUUACUUCAGCAGUAACUGAAGUAAAAUUGACUGAUUCUAAAUAAUUUUACAGUGUCUAAGUAUUGGAUGCAUCUUUCUAAAACUGAUUAAAUGUAAUUAUAGAUUCAUGCUGUAUUUUACUAUAUUUUUAUAGAAGCUUCAGCUUAUGCCAUUCAUUGAAAUGGGAAUAAUAUUUUGCACAUAAAAAGGAAUAUUCAAAUUCUUUAGUUUUAUGAUUGAUGGCAUAACUGAUUUAUUAUUUUUAUGGUUUUAAUCUAACAUUUCCUAAAUUUUGAGCUUCAAAACAAAAAAUUAUAAAAUGUAUAUUUUUAUUUCAGUAUAUAUUGCAAAUACCAAUUCCAUAAAGUGAUGAGUUUAUAGGUCAUUAUUCAUUAAGAUACAAUAAUAUCUCUCCAUGAAGUUACACAUUUGCCAUUAAAUAUUUGACUUUUAAUUCCACUGAAAGCUUUCUUUUUAACAGCAAAUAUCUCAUUCUAAAAUACAUUAUGCAGCCUGCUCCUGUCCCCCUAUAUUUGUAUGAAGAAUAUGUCCAGUAUACCUAUGUAUUUAUAUUUUUUUAAUAUAUAUAUAUAUAGAUACAUAAUGUAAUAAGUAAAACUUCAGAAAGAAAUAACAGGGUCCUGAUGUCCUCCUGUAACAUUAUAACCAUUACCAUAAAGUGUCACAGCCUGAAAAUAACCCUACUGAAUAUCCACCAUUACUUGAAGAUUUUUACUGCAUUUUAAGGAAUUGGAUUCUUAGGAGGAGAAAUCUUGAAGCAGAAGUCAAUUUAAGGUAAAACAGAAAAGUGAUUCUGCUUGCUGUCCACAAGAGAGAAACUGACUUUAUGAUAAUGGUAUAUGAAGUUGGUUACAAAUAGAGAUUAGGUGAAGCUAAAAGGUGCAAAAAGCUAGUAGGGGAAAAGCAUUAGUCCUUUGCUUUGAGACUGGAAAGAACAUACAUGAGACAGAAUGAUUAUCAUACAGCAAAUUCAAUAGAGAGACUGAGAUGAAACCUAGCUGAAGUCAUCCCUAGCAGUGUAUAUUUAUAUUAAGGAAAAUAGCAGUUGUGGAGACCCAUUCAUAAAUUAACUUAGGAUUUCAGUGCAGGUUUCUUAAAUUAGUAUCUCUCUCAUUCCUGCAUAAAUAAAAACAAAGGACUCAAGAGUCACUUGUAUGUUUGGGAGCUUCUACCUGCUACAGAUAUACUCAAGAAGUGUAACUAUAAUUCUUACAAUAUGCCAGCAAAAAUUAUCUGAUUUGUAGUUUGAGUAGUCCCAUUGCAGAGAAGAAAAAUAUUCCAAAGAUUUAAGUUUCCUGUCUUCCACUAGCUAGGUGAAGUAUAUUUCUUUCCAAUACUAUUAGUGAUAAAUAAAAGGAGCAAUAAUGCCUAUAAAAGCCAAAGAACAAUAGCAAACAAGGCAAUUCUGAUGAGUGUUUAAGCAAACAGUGUUUAUUUUUUAUAUAGUUUUCUAUCUAUCAUGAAGAUAGUGUAUAUUGCCAUUUGCCCUGAUUGAGAGUUUUUCAGUGAAAUGUAUUACUUGAAGUAUUAUUCAACAAGAGCAGCACCGUUAGUGAAAAUGGAUAGUCUUGAAAAUUCCCAUUAGAAGUAUAUUGUGGAAAAAAGGUUUUAACUUAUUGAAAUAUCCUGUUUCAAAAUUUCUAAAUGUGAAUUUUCAUUUUUCAGUUAAAAUUGACUUCAUUUUGAAAUGUUGAAAAAUGUAUAUAAAAAGGGAUUAAAAUUAAAAUUAUUAAUUUAAAGCAUUCCUUGAACAGAUUUAUAAUUCUUUUAUCAGAUCAGCAAUUUGCCAAGGCUUUGAGAAUUAAGGCUGUUUUUUAGAAGAUUCAAAAACUUAUAUAGCACAGACCUUGUUUCUUCUUAAUUUUCAAUUGUCUUGACUUUACUCUCAAGUCAGAGUUUCUGACUCCAGCUUCACAUAUAACUUGAACUGUUUUUAAGUGAAAAGAAGAAUUCACCUUGAUUAUUUGAUUCAUUCUCUUAACCAAGAUUUCAGGACUCCUGGAUGGAAUUCAUCAGCUAAAUAUCACACUUUCCCCCCCUAGUGAUACCUGCUUCAGACAGUGAAUGAAGACACAGUGGUACACCUGCUGGCUUUAACUAAAAUUGUGUAUUGGAGAGGAAAUAUUUACAGAGAUGUCUACAUAAGCUCUUUACUUAUGAAAUAUCUAGACACUUCAGGCAUAACAAAUAUGCAUCAACCAGCAUUCAUCUUUGGGGUCACCAAACAUUAUGUUUUAAGCUUUAAGCUUUAGUUUGAUGCCUCACUUUACCUUGAUCUUCCUAAUUUGGGGAGAAUAAAAGGACAGAAGGAGAAAAGAAAGAAACUACACAGAUGGAAUGGAACAGAAGUCUCCAGUACAUGUCUACAUUGCUGACAAGGAAGUAGAAGAGUGGACUCAACUAAGCCAAGCAGCAAUAGCUAAAUAGUUACAAUUUUCUGGUCUAUUAACUUAAAAUACCUCAACACUCCACAGAAGUCACUUCUGUGGCUGUGAUGUAGAUGUGGCAUAAGAGGGGGAAUUUUCUGUUGUGUUUUAUUUUCAUUUCUUCUGUUACUGCCAAACUUCUCAAAGACUAUAAAGCAAAGCACUAUUAAAACCCAUGUUAUUCAUUAGUGCUUAUUACCCACAAUAAUAAUAUACAGUACUGAUUUAUAAAUCAAAUUAUUAGAAAUAAUUCAGUGUAGAUGAGUGUGAGAUUGAGAAGUGCUCUUUACAUUAUUUACAUUACAAUUUUUGAUUUUAAAAUGGAAGACCUUUGAGAUCUGACAAUACAAAUUAUUUUUUCAUUAUGUUUUUAUUAAACUAUGAAAACAACCCACAUUUUUUGCUAUCCCUAACCCAUGCAAUUGUUUUGCCUUGUGUUUUAUCAUAGCCUUGUAAAUGUAUAGAUUGAAUAUCAGAUUUUUAUAUUUAAUUUAGAAUUUUUUUGCAUCAAUACAGAAACUAUGAUCUUCAGUUUCUGUAUAUUUAGAAAAUUAAAGUACAAAGAGUGGAAUAUUCAGUAAGCAGAGAGAAAAAAUAAUUGAGCAUCUUAAACUCUUAUAGGAAGGAUACAUUUUUUUGUAAGAUUUCAGUGUUUCUGAGUUGCUAAGAAUAUCUCCUCCAACCAUAUAUAAACAGCCAGGGUAUCUCUGACCAGUCUGUUUUUUCUCUGCAUGAAACAUGAAUAAAAUACCUUGUUUUCCA
This is a messenger RNA of Oenanthe melanoleuca, 8171 nucleotides long. It is a transcript of the gene FMN1, whose product is annotated as formin 1. The transcript has 19 exons. The coding region runs from base 258 to 4556 and encodes 1432 amino acids. Gene Ontology annotation, molecular function: microtubule binding. Lineage: Eukaryota; Metazoa; Chordata; Aves; Passeriformes; Muscicapidae. Gene Ontology annotation, biological process: actin nucleation. The record is from RefSeq and is a predicted model, not a curated record. Gene Ontology annotation, cellular component: cytoplasm; nucleus; actin filament.